This is a messenger RNA of Drosophila takahashii, 2383 nucleotides long. It is a transcript of the gene Tbc1d15-17, whose product is annotated as TBC1 domain family member 15/17. Gene Ontology annotation, molecular function: GTPase activator activity. Gene Ontology annotation, biological process: activation of GTPase activity. NCBI's taxonomy places the organism in Eukaryota, Metazoa, Arthropoda, Insecta, Diptera, Drosophilidae. The record is from RefSeq and is a predicted model, not a curated record.
UUAGGACCUUUCGCUGGCCAAUUGUUUAUAUCUGAAACGUAAUAGCGCUGAAGUUAACUGAACAAUAGAACACCAAGCAUCGCCGGCAGCCAUGAACGAAUCGGUGCGCUACGACCGUUGUCACCAGGUGCAGCUGGGCGUGCUCAGCGAGUCGCAGGUGUCCUCCGCCGCCGAGGAGGAGGUCCAGAGUCUGCCUGCGCAGGGAACGGGCAACAUCCUCUUCACCCACGACGGGGUGCUACUGAAGAAGGCCAGCGCCGAGCACAUCGCCGACCUGAACACCAGUGGCUCCCUGUCCCUGGUGGAGUACUCGCGCACCUCGGCGGACCUGCCGCGCAGGAGGCUGCUGCUCGAGUGGCAGCCCAACGACAGCAUCAUGAUCGCCGACGACAGCCAGGACCAGGGCGACUGGGCGCUGGUGGACAGGAUCUCCGGGCGCACGCGCACCACCUCCGAGUGCCGCGCCUUCAACACGAAGCCCAGCGAACCGGGCGGCGGGGCGGCGGCCUCCCGUUCGCGGGUCAUGCGCGCCCAGCUGGAGGACCUGGCCUCCGUCGAGGUCCGUCACCGCGGCCAGACCAUCCGCUUCAUGCGCAAGGGAUCCGGGGGCAUUCACAGCGAGUUCUUCUUCCAGCACGGCAACGCCGACCUCUUUGUGCGCUCCAUGCGCGACCAGCACUUCAUCGAGACCGCCGAGACCAGCCGCAGCGGCGGCGAGGAGUACACCAUCCUGACCACCGAGAACCAGAAGCUGAAGAAGACCUUUGCCGAGCUGGACAUUGGCCAGAUCAAGUCCAGCCACUUGCCGCGCGAGAGCUGGCUGCCCAACAAGCUGGCGGGAUUCCUGGGCAACAUUCCCGACUACGUGCAGCCGCCGUUCCAGCGCUCGCCCAAAUCCCGGCCAGGGGCACUGAUCUCCGGCGAUCGCCAGACCUCGCCGGACAACUAUCAGAUUAUAGGACUGAGUGGCAGCACCAACAGUGCCUGCUCCUCCAACGGACAGAGUCGCGGCGGCAGUGCGGACAAGUCCCCGGCGGACAGUGAGCUGGAGAACCUGAAUGCCCAGGACGAGAAAAUAGUCAACAACUUGCCGGAUCGGCAGAGAGUGGAGCGAGGAUCUCCUCUCACCGAGACGCAGUGGCUGGAGUUCCAGACGCCCGACGGUCGCAUUUCGGACAGCGUUCGCAUCAAGGAGCUCAUCUUCCGCGGCGGCAUCGUGCCCAGCCUGCGGGCAGAGGUGUGGAAGUUCCUGCUCAACUACUUCUUGUGGUCCGACACCCAGGUGGAGCGGAUCGAGCGGCGCAAGCAAAAGUCCAUUGAGUACUACAACAUGAAGGCCCAGUGGUUGGCCAUGACGACGGUCCAGGAGGCGAACUUCUGCGGCUACCGGGAGCGCAAGUGCCAGAUCGAGAAGGACGUGAAGCGCACAGACCGCUCGCUGCAGUUCUUCGCCGGCGAGAACAAUCCCAAUCUGGACCUGCUGCAGGGCAUCCUCAUGACCUACGUGAUGUACAACUUUGAUCUUGGCUACGUUCAGGGAAUGUCCGACCUCCUCGCUCCGAUUCUGGAGAUCCAGGUGAACGAGGUGGACGCCUUCUGGUGCUUCGUGGGCUUCAUGGAGCUGGUGUUCACCAACUUCGACAUGGACCAGGCGGGCAUGAAGACGCAGUUCGGCCAGGUGCGUCGCCUGAUUGAGUUCGCCAACGCUCCGCUGUUCAACUACAUGCGAUCCCACGACUCGGACAACAUGUACUUCUGCUUCAGAUGGCUGCUGGUGUGGUACAAGCGGGAGCUGAGCAACGAGGACGUGCUGAAGUUGUGGGAGUGUCUGUGGACACGGCUGCCGUGCGCCAACUUCCACCUGCUCUUCUCGGUGGCCAUCCUGGAUCAGGAAACGAGCGUCAUUAUCGAGAGCCAGUACGAGUUUACAGAGAUCCUGAAGCAUGUCAACGAACUGUCUGGAAAUAUUGAUGUGCAGAAGACCUUGCAAAUUGCGGAGGCCAUCUAUCUGCAGCUGAAGGCCUCGGAAACUCUUCCCAACGACAUCCGCUGCAUAAUCGGGGAGCCACUUCUUCCACCAGCCGCUGGCGAGGAGGUGGACGGUGAGGAGCCUGCCUUCUCGGACGACGGCUUCGACGAAAUAGUAAAGGAACUCACUCCCGAGGAAAAGGAACGCCAGCAAAGGCUAAUGGAAGAGGCUUGCGAACGAUCCCAAUUCUUGAAUUAUCUAUAGUUCGAAUGUGACCACAUCGCAUGGACACCUAGAAGAAACCAAGCCAAAAGCCCUUAGCAAAGCAUGCGCAAAUUACACUGCCCUUCAAGAUUGUUUGCUAAAAAGAUAGUUUUUGGGGUCGCGAUCUAAAAAACUUGUAUCCCAUGAUAU